This is a messenger RNA of Loxodonta africana (African savanna elephant), 548 nucleotides long. It is a transcript of the gene SPAG11B, whose product is annotated as sperm associated antigen 11B. NCBI's taxonomy places the organism in Eukaryota, Metazoa, Chordata, Mammalia, Proboscidea, Elephantidae. The transcript is spliced from 2 exons. Gene Ontology annotation, cellular component: extracellular region. Bases 1 to 222 code for a protein of 73 amino acids. Gene Ontology annotation, biological process: antimicrobial humoral immune response mediated by antimicrobial peptide. The record is from RefSeq and is a predicted model, not a curated record.
AUGAAGGUCCUCUUUCUUGUUGCUGUUCUCUUCUGUUUAGUCCAAACUAACUCAGGGGAUAUUCCACCUGGAAUUAGAAAUACUAUCUGCCUUUUGCAACAUGGGACCUGCAGACUUUUUUUCUGUCAUUAUGGUGAAAAAAAGGGUGACAUCUGCUCUGAACCCUGGAAUAGGUGCUGCACAACAGAGGAUGACAAGAAAAGAGAAAGCAGAGAUGAAUGACCAGUGUGUUGGGAUAUAAAAUGUGAGCUUCUGGAAGGCUGGGAUCUUGAAGUACCCCCAAAGGCUCAGAAGACUGUGUGGUAUAUAGUCAUUGCUCAACAAAUAUUUGUCAAAUGAAUCCAGGACCAAAGGUGAAAGUCUUAUUAAAAAAAAACAACUAAAAACUUGUCUAUUUGCUUUUCUCUGUUUUUCUUUCUUUUUUUUUUUUUAAGAGUCUCAGAAUUUUGUAAUAUUUCACCUCCUUGUUCUGGAACUCUGAUCAUGCUCAAUUUUUGCUUUUGACUGUAUCUCACAUCCUUCUCAGUGUUUCAUCUUUUUUUUUUCAU